AUGAUUGUGGACUUCAGGAAGAGCACUGUCCCCCCGCCCCCACCCUCCGUGAUGGACUCCCCCAUCACCUCUGUGGAGUCCUUCCGUUUCCUGGGCACCACCAUCACCCAGGACCUCAAGUGGGAGCCGACCAUCAGCUCCCUCAUCAAGAAGGCCCAGCAGAGGAUGUACUUCCUGCGGCAGCUCAGGAAAGCCAAGCUGCCUGCACAGAUGUUGGUGCAGUUCUACACGGCCAUCAUCGAGUCCAUCCUAACCUCCUCCAUCACCUCCUCCAUCACCUCCUCAUCACCUCCUCCAUCACCUCCUCCAUCACCUCCUCCAUCACCUCCUCAUCACCUCCUCCAUCACCUCCUCAUCACCUCCUCCAUCACCUCCUCCAGCACCUCCUCCAUCACCUCCUCCGUCACCGUGUGGUUCGCUGGAGCCACAGUCAGGGACAAACAGAGACUACAGCGCAUUGUGCGCUCUGCAGAGGAAGUGAUCGGCCGCAGCCUUCCAUCGCUGCAGGACCUGUGUGACCCUGAGCCAACGGGAGGGUCAACGCUGUUGGUUAGGCCUGAGCAAAGGCCACGUCAGCCCCAGCCUCAGGCCUGGCUCCAGGAUCCAGGAUCCAGGGUGGGGCUCCAGCUGUGA
Messenger RNA from Knipowitschia caucasica, 633 nucleotides. NCBI's taxonomy places the organism in Eukaryota, Metazoa, Chordata, Actinopteri, Gobiiformes, Gobiidae. The record is from the annotation of a GenBank genome assembly.